AUGAAACGAGCUCACGAAGUCCCUGAUAGCAGCAAGGUCUUCGGGCCGCAGCUCCUAUCAAUGUAUGACGGUGAAACAACUGGAGAAGUGUAUGUGGCAUUGAAAGGGAUCGUUUAUGAUGUGACACACCGACGAGACCUCUACGGCCCCGGUGGUAGAUACCACCUAUUUGCGGGGAAAGAUGUCACGAGAGCUUUCGCUCUGAUGAGUUUUAAACCUGAAGACAUCGAAAACUCGAGGAGUACUGAGGGGUUUGAAGAUGCUAACUGGCAGGCACUACAGGAAUGGGUUGACAAGUAUGAGAGGUACGACAAAGUGGGAGUACUCCUCUAUCCUGACGAAAGAAACUCGGAAGGGUCACUUGACCAAAUCGCCGGAGUUUCCACAGAAACCCAAUGUGACGUAGAUGCAGAAGACUCAGCAGAAACGAUUGGGACGGCUCAACCAGUGCUCUCUGGUACUGUUCGGAAAACGUUGAAAAUCCACAGGCGGAAAGUGGGGCACGUUGAGACCUCGGCGGCUGAGAACGCGCGGAGAGCCUUGCAAGAGACAGGUAUUUCGGAGGGAGGGAUGCUGUGGCCAGGCAGCGAAGCUAAGGACUCUGGAAAUGAGUGAACAGAUAUUUUCAUGUGAUCUUUGAGCCAUCCAUUUUUACUGAUCGCCCACUUACAGUGGUAUUGCGUCAGAGGCUGCAUCGAAGCUGCCUUCCGGUUGGUAGUGCGUAUUUGGUAGGGAUUUGCAUCUUCAUAGCAGCCUUCAGAAGGCCAGACAUGCCACAAGUAUUACUGCUUUGCCCGAGUCUGCCAAUUUCAAAAUAGCGCGUGACGCUACAAGCUUA
This is a messenger RNA of Perkinsus marinus ATCC 50983, 838 nucleotides long. RefSeq names its product steroid binding protein, putative. The record is from RefSeq and is a predicted model, not a curated record. NCBI's taxonomy places the organism in Eukaryota, Perkinsozoa, Perkinsida, Perkinsidae. Bases 1 to 615 code for a protein of 204 amino acids. The transcript has 4 exons. Gene Ontology annotation, cellular component: membrane; endomembrane system.